CGCCGCUGGCUGGUCGGCGGCAUCAUGGCGGCCGUGCUCGUGGCCGUCGUGGCGCCGGACUUGGGCGCUCCCGGAGGCAACUACCGCAUGCUCACUCUUAGCUCAUCCUAGAUCGCAUUGCACCCAUCCGGCCAUGUCCUCUCCGCAUGGACAUCAUCACCCCACUCGCCCGUUCCCUCGUGUACUUCCUGGCGGGGGCGCGCGGGGCGCGGUGCGGGCGGCGGGAGGCGCGGGCGGCGGGCGCGGCGCUGCUGCAGGCGCGGGUCGCGGCGCCGCUGCUCGCCGUGCUACUGGCGGCCAGUGACGUGGCGGAUGUGAGGGUUGCUAGCGGCCUGGUGACGCUGUCGCUAGGCGGCGGGUGCGCGUGGCUGGCGCUGGCGCUGUGCCCGCGCGCGGCGGCGCCGGUGGCGGCCGAGCACGUGGCCACCGCACUCACCGCGCCCAUCGCCGUGGGGGUGCUGUGUGGGCACUUCUCCCUUCCCCCGCUGGGGGGCGUGGCGUCCGCUGUCUUCUCCUCCGCCACCCCCUUCCUCAUCGGCGUCCUCUACCGGAGGGUCUCCACACGAUACCACAAUAACUCUAAAAAUAAUGAGCAUGCGUUCAACUCCAUCCAAGACUGUGAUACUUGCGAUACGACUAGUGAUAGCAGAGAUGCAAACUGCACCAACACUGCCAUUGUAUUUAAAAAAAUAAACGAAACAAUCAACAGCAACAAUCUUGACGACACAGACGGUUAUGCCCUUAUCAAUAUGGAUACUACCGCUUUUAAUGCAACAAACACUGCCAACCACAAGACCAGCAACACUUAUAGAAACGUAGCUAGCUUUAGAGAUAACCACACAUACAGCAACGCAAUAUCUGGUGAUAAUCCGACCAGUGACACUUCAGCUAUCACCAAUUCCCACAAUGCUGCCAAGAGCGGCAACGCUACGACCGCUCGCGCAGGCAGUAAGAACGGCAACGCAGCCACGACUGCUGGCAGUAAGAGCGGCAACGCGGCCCGCUGCUCGCAGUGGCUGAUGCUGCUGCUGCUGUAUGCUCAAUGCUGUGAGCUGUUGCGGGAAACUCCUGGAGAGCUGCAUGUGGCGGACGUGCUGGGGGCCUUCAUGCUGGUGGUAUCAUGGCUGGCGCUGUGCUACGCCAGUGCCUACGUGUUGUCGCGUCACGCGCGUGACUCGCGCCGCCUCGUGCUGGCCUGCUCGCUCACCAAGAUGGCGGAUGAUGGUUGGGUGGUGGGGUCGGCGUGCGCGGCGCUGGGCCUGUGACGGCUGCCGGCCGCGCUGCUCGCGCCGCUGCAGGCCGCCGCGCUCGUCGCCGCCAUACACCCUGGAGAUGAGGAUGAUGAUGAGGAGGAGGAGGAGGAGGUGUUGCUGCGUUGAGUGAGCGGUUGGAGGAUAGUGCAGUACUUUGUAGUUUGGAAAUGCGAAAAAGUGUACGUGGAAAUCGAAAGCAGUUCAGUUAUGGUAUCUGUAUGCUCUACUGCUGCCGCUACACGGGUUCGUUUGUCGAGAUUCGCCAUAAAUACAGUACUUUGAUUGGUGGAACUUAGAACACGCACUAAACGAGUUUAUUGACGUCGAUAACGAACCCAUGUAGCCGUCUCUUUCAUAUGAGGGAGACCUAAUGGCCAAUAAUAUUUUCAAUAGGACUUAAAAUGUUUGCUUUGUCGCUCAACUCGAACAUUACUGAUCAACAAUCUAAAUAGAAUUGUGAUAAUAAUGGAAAUGUAACUAAGAAGUGUCCAGAAAGAAUGAGAAGACUCAAUGAAUGUGCCUGAAGAUAUGAAUUAUCAUGACCAAGAGAUGUAACGAGGCCUUUAGAUCAACUAGUUUCUAGAUAUCGAAGUAGUACUUACUUAGGUGGGAUUAGUGAUCCCAUGAACUAAUGUUGUUAUAAUGUGUUCUGUUCCAGUCGGAACUAACUAAGGAUUCAGUAUCGAUUUAGGUAGGUAGAUCAUCUCAAUUAAUAUUUUUCCUUACAUAGUCAAAAUUUAGAUAAAAAAAAAAUUUACUUACUUAAUUAAAUUUUAAUACCUAGUGUUGAAUGAAUAAUUUGUGAGUAACAACUAAUUUUAAUAGAUUGUAGUUACGAUAGGUAGGUACUUAGAUAAAUUUGAAACAAUUAGGAUAUGCAUAGAGUGGCCUUAGUGUUCAUAUUAUGUACCUAGUUAGAAAUUGACAUUUUAGCUCCUAAAUUGUAAUUAGGUAGUACCAUUAACCACAUUUUGUCUUCUACUAACUAACAAUGCAUAAGUUUCAAAUAAAUAUUUUUAAUUAAUA
Molecule: messenger RNA, 2279 nt
Organism: Plutella xylostella (diamondback moth)
Lineage: Eukaryota; Metazoa; Arthropoda; Insecta; Lepidoptera; Plutellidae
Source: RefSeq, a predicted model, not a curated record